Molecule: messenger RNA, 1881 nt
Organism: Puma concolor (puma)
Lineage: Eukaryota; Metazoa; Chordata; Mammalia; Carnivora; Felidae
Gene: ADCK2
Product: aarF domain containing kinase 2
Cellular component (GO): mitochondrion
Source: RefSeq, a predicted model, not a curated record
AUGGUGACCCCCUGGCGUUUUUCUGUUAGGGUCUGCUUGUCGUACCUAAGAGGUUUUGAGCUCAGACAGGAACUCGGCCUUUUAAGAUCAUCUGGGUGCUCUCGUAAUGCCAGACUCUGUUGGCUUCUGCUUGGCACUUUACCCAAACUUAUCUCAGCCUAUGGAGACGUUGGUGAGGGGGGCCAUGAGAGCGUGUGCCAGCAAAGAGCCAGCUGGAGUGACCUAGCUGAAAAUGGGCCACCCCAGAGAGUCUCCCAAGAGGGGCCGCUAGGAUGCCUCCUUCUGCACCUCCGUAUCUGGCUCCGGGCUGGGGCUCUCUUGAUGAAAUUCUUCCCCCUCCUUCUCUUCUACCCCCUCACCUACCUGGCACCCAGCAUCUCCAGCCUCUGGCUCUAUCUGCUUCUGAAAGCCACGGAGACCUCGGGCCCAACAUACAUCAAACUGGGCCAGUGGGCCAGUACCCGGCGGGAUCUCUUCUCGGAGGCUUUCUGUGCCCAGUUCUCCAAGCUGCAUGUCCAGGUGACCCCCCACCCUUGGACUCACACUGAGCACUUCCUGCGGCAGGCAUUUGGGGAAGACUGGGGAAGGGUCCUCUGCUUUGAGAAGAAGGAACCUGUGGGUUCAGGCUGUGUGGCCCAAGUGUACAAAGCACGUGCAAAUCCCGCCUUCCUGGAGAAUGUCAGCAUCCAGAGACUUGCCGAGGCCUCCAGUCUGCAGCCUUCUUCAGAAGCUGGGGCAGUCCGGAGGCUGGGAGAGCUCUUUGGACCCCUGGGAAAGGGGUGGAAGUUUCAAGGAAGUCUUGCCGACCAGUCAUUUCUAGAAAGGCUGCUCCUCCCUAAAGCUGACCCGGAUGGAUCAAAUGCAGUCCUGUCUCAGUCUUCAGCACCUGCCCACCAAUCUGAGCCAGAUCACCUCAUCCCUGUGGCAGUGAAAGUGUUGCACCCUGGCUUGCUGUCUCAGGUACAGAUGGACCUGCUGCUGAUGAAGACGGGCAGCCGAGUCCUCGCGCUUUUGCCAGGAGUCAAGUGGCUGAGCUUGCCGGAGAUUGUGGAGGAAUUUGAGAAGCUCAUGGUCCAUCAGAUCGACCUGCGUUACGAAGCUCGGAACCUAGAACACUUCCAGUGCAACUUCCUGAAUGUGAAUUCCGUCAAAUUCCCCACCCCUCUGCGUCCCUUUGUCACCAGGGACGUCUUGGUGGAAACUUAUGAAGAAAGUGUGCCUGUGUCCAGUUACCAGCAGGCGGGGAUUCCUGUAGACUUGAAGAAGAAGAUUGCACGGCUGGGGAUCAACAUGCUUCUGAAGAUGAUAUUUGUGGACAACUUUGUCCAUGCAGACCUCCACCCUGGGAAUAUCCUGGUCCAGGGCGCCGACGGUCUUUCCAAGAGUCAAGAGGCACGGCUGCAGCAGGUGGAUGUCUGCGAUACCCUGGUGAUGGCCAUGACACCUGCCCCAUGCCCGCUGCGCCUGGUGCUGCUGGAUGCCGGCAUCGUGGCCGAGCUGCAGGAUGCCGACCUGAGCAACUUCCGAGCAGUUUUCAUGGCUGUGGCGAUGGGCCAGGGCCAGAGGGUGGCUGAGCUCAUCCUGCAUCACGCCCGGGCCAGUGAGUGCAGGGACGUGGAGCGGUUCAAGGCCGAGAUGGCCGCCCUGGUGACUCAGGCCAGGAAGAACACCAUCACCCUGGAAAAACUUCAAGUUUCCAGCCUUCUGUCGAAUGUCUUUAAGUUACUGAUGACUCACAAGGUAAAGCUAGAGAGCAACUUCGCCUCCAUUGUGUUCGCCAUCAUGGUGUUGGAGGGGCUUGGCCGCUCCCUGGACCCCAAACUGGACAUCCUGGAGGCAGCGAAGCCCUUCCUUCUGAAAGGACCAGCGUCCUCCCGCUGA